This is a messenger RNA of Mixia osmundae IAM 14324, 1503 nucleotides long. RefSeq lists its product as uncharacterized. NCBI's taxonomy places the organism in Eukaryota, Fungi, Basidiomycota, Mixiomycetes, Mixiales, Mixiaceae. Gene Ontology annotation, molecular function: oxidoreductase activity. Gene Ontology annotation, cellular component: endoplasmic reticulum. The coding region runs from base 1 to 1503 and encodes 500 amino acids. The transcript has 8 exons. The record is from RefSeq and is a predicted model, not a curated record.
AUGUCUGGCAAAGUCGUCCUUGUCACCGGCUCAUCAGAGGGCGGUAUCGGCAAUGCCUGCUGCAUUUCUUUCCACAACGCGGGGUGCAAGGUCUACGCAAGCGCACGCCGACUAGAGUCACUUGCCAGCCUACCGGAUUCGAUCGAGAAGAUCCAACUCGAUGUGCUGGACAAGGAAGCCUGCCAAAAGGCGAUCGAGCACAUCAUCUCAAAGGAGGGCAGAAUCGAUGUCCUCGUCAACAACGCAGGAGCAGGCGCAACGGGUGCCUUGCUCGACUUUGAUCUCGAUCAAGCAGAAUCAGUCUACAAGGCCAACGUCUUUGCGCCCAUGCGGCUCUGUCAGCUCGUCGCGCCGCACAUGGUCAAGCAAAGAGAAGGCCUCAUCAUCAAUAUCUGCUCGAUUGUGGGCAUCAUCGGCACACCAUGGGCAGGCUGGUACUCGUCCAGCAAAGCGGCUCUGAUCAGCCUGAGCGACGUGCUCAGAAUGGAGGUGCAAGGAUUCGGCAUCAAAGUCAUGACGGUCUGUCCAGGUGCCGUUCGCUCCGGCUUCGGAGACAAGCAAGCCGCAUCUCUCAAGACACCCGACGGCUCGCUGUAUGCCAACGUGAACAAGUUCAUCCAGGAGCGCGCACAGAUGGGCCAGCAAGGUGCAAUGCCCAAUGCUGAAUUCGCCAACAAGCUCGUCGCCUCUGCACUCAAGACCAGCCCGUCUGCCUACUUCCUCGCUGGCGGUAGAGCGUUCCAGUUCCAAUUGAUGAGCUUCCUGCCUCGCUGGUUCGUCUGGCGCACGCUCAUGAAGCGCAUGGGAUGCUACAAAGUCGGCCUGUCGUCGACAAGGCGUCAUGCUGGCUCAGAUUGCGAGUGUAUAGGACAUCAUUCUAGGCGAUCACAAAAUUCACUCGCCAGCACCGCACUGAUCCUGACGGCGGAGGGUGACGACAGCCGUUGCUGCGCAGCACAGACCUUUAGAUCCGAAAGAGACACAGAUCCAGCGAGGCCUCGUCAAGCUUGUCCAUCGCAAGAGGUACCCACAAAGGUCACACGACAGCGAGACAGCAAGAUCCAGACGGACGAUCGGACGAUUGCACGCCAGUAUGAGCCAAUACGCUAUGGCAGAUAUUCUGGCGAGCACAAACGGACGUCAUCGAGGUCGUCAUCUACCGACUCGAGCUCGUCUCGUCGGAGCGAACAGACUGCGCAAACGCCAUCAUCCGCCGCCACGUCUACCUCUGCUCUGUCCAGUCCGGUGACGACCUGCUCAUUCGUCGAGAGCAGAUCAGAUCUGACAGAAGAUGAUUCGCCUAGUUUCAAGAUGACUCUCCAAGCGGCCGACGAGACAGAUGCACGCAUAGUCAGCGAGCCACCCAGUGUCGUUGAGAGCUCGAGCUCGAGCUCGCUCAGUCGCGCGUCUUCACUCAAAUGGCUCAAGAUGAAGGCAGGCGGCAUCAUACAGCUCAGCGACUUUCGUCAGAAAGAUCUCGCAAGGAGGGACAGCUGGGACUGA